GAAUAUGAAAAUUCUGCAGGUGUUUAGUGUGGUUCUGCUUGGCAUAGCCUUGGUGUACUCCACUGAGAUAUGUCAGGAGUCAGACUAUACCAUUAUCAAGUGUGGAGCUCCAGGAAGAGAUGGUGCACCAGGCAAAGAUGGGAAAAAUGGGUUAAAUGGAGAAAAGGGAGUAGCAGGCCCAAGAGGACCACCUGGACUUCCUGGUGCUGAUGGACGUCCAGGGAAAAAUGGCGAACAAGGACCUAAAGGCGAGAAAGGUGAAAAAGGAGAUAGUGGAGCCUCAGUGCUUGAACCUCUUAAAUUUCAAUUGGGCAUUUUGGAUAGAAGAUUACUGAAAGUGGAGUCAAACGUGCAAACGCUUAGAAACGCUUUAACAUUUUCUAAGAGUGCAGCAGCAGCUGGAAACAAGAUCUAUAUUUCACAAGGUGUAACGGCGAAUUACAAUGAUGCCAUAAACACUUGUGCCGGAACAGGAGGUCAAUUGCCUAUACCACUGAAUGAAGAUGAGAACAACGCUGUAAAGAAAAUAGUGAAUCAAUAUAAUUUCUUUGCAUAUCUGGGUGUAAAUGACCUUCAGGAUGAAGGAACAUUCAGAUAUCUAAAUGGUGAAAAGAUUAAAUACUCAAUCUGGUAUGAUAAUCAACCAGAUAAUUAUAAACUAAACGAAGAUUGUGUGGAAAUGUAUGGGGAUGGGAAAUGGAAUGAUCAGAAUUGUAAUGAAAAACGUCUGAUCAUCUGUGAAUUCAUUUUGUAAGUUUGAAAUAUUAAUAAAAAGUGUCCUCUAAAGGCAUUAAAAAUUAUUCCUAAAUGGAA
This is a messenger RNA of Hyla sarda, 813 nucleotides long. Its product is annotated as pulmonary surfactant-associated protein A-like. NCBI's taxonomy places the organism in Eukaryota, Metazoa, Chordata, Amphibia, Anura, Hylidae. The coding region runs from base 5 to 754 and encodes 249 amino acids. The transcript has 4 exons. The record is from RefSeq and is a predicted model, not a curated record. Gene Ontology annotation, biological process: surfactant homeostasis; positive regulation of phagocytosis. Gene Ontology annotation, cellular component: multivesicular body; rough endoplasmic reticulum.